Molecule: messenger RNA, 6852 nt
Organism: Coregonus sp. 'balchen'
Lineage: Eukaryota; Metazoa; Chordata; Actinopteri; Salmoniformes; Salmonidae
Source: the annotation of a GenBank genome assembly
AUGUUUUGGUUAGCAAGGACCAAGGUCAAGUUUGGAAAAGGCCUGGUUACCAUGACAACGUUUACUGUUUAGAACAGUGGCCAUAAAUCAGACACUGUUGUUCGUUUUUUGUCUAUCAGCUUGAUACAGACACAUUAUCUUAUUUGAUUCAUUUUCACCUAAUCCCCAUUGCCCUUCCUGUGUCAGGCUGCAGAGGUUAGUGUGGCUGGUGUGCAGGCUGAGGAGGUGCAGCUUCAGCAGGGGGUGAGGGGAGGAGAGGAGAGGGGGGGAGGAGGAGGUGGAGGAGCUGUCUUUGGGGAACCAGCAGGAGCCAGACCAUAUCAAUACACCAGCUCAGCUGCAGGAAGAGGAGGACCAGCAGGGCCCUACACUGGAGACAACAAAGGACCACACACAGCAGGCAGAGGUAGGCUUGAGACCAUACUGUAUGCCAAAGAGGGGAUGCGAUGUGAAUUCUGAACACAAUGGAUGAGUGAAUGUAUGAAUGAAUCAAUGCAAGAUUUUUUGGGUCUGGUUUUGUAGAGCAUCAUCGAAAACCUGCAGAGGAAGAUCACUUCACUAGAGGGCGCUAUCACCAAAGUGACACCUGUAAGACCACGACUGAAACCACUAAAUUGCGUACUAAUUCAACAGGCCUAAAGAAAAUAGUAUAAUCAAUAGCCUACAUUUACCAUCCAACCUGGCUUCUGGGUUCUGGGCUAUGUAUCAGGAUAGCGAGUCGGCAGACACUGAACCAAUAGAACUUGAGACCCAGCUGAACCCCACAGUAGAGCAGAAUCAGGACCAGGACCUGCAGGCCUUACUGGACCAGUUGCACCAGGAGAGAGACAGUCUGAACAGACUGGUGCAGAAGCUCAGCCUUACAGGUGAGUUACUCUGGGGCUGGACUGAGUGAAUGUAUAGCGUUUUGGGAGGAAACGCUUCACUUAUACAUUUAGAACACUGAAGAUGGUGGAACAAAUGCCUAAUUACAUUUCAAGUUAAUAUUAGAGGGUAGUGGAGAAUGUGAUGCCAGAAUGUGAUUGAACAUUGUUGGCUGUUCUACAGAGAGAGAGCAGGUCCUGUACACAGAGCCAAGCGGCAGGGGGAAGCGUGGCUCUCGUCUGGACAGCUUCUUGCGGAGCGUGGAGGAGGAGAGGGACUACUACAGACAGGAAGCAGACAGCCUGAGGAGGAUGCUGAGGGGCAGGUGCUCCUGUAGCCCCUGUCGGGGGCACCUCCAGAGCCGCAGCCCCACCCGUCAGCCCCCUGUCAAGGUAAAGGAAUGUCUGUCUAAUAUUAACUUGAAAUCUAAUUAGGCAUUUGUUCCUCCAUCUUCAGUGUUCUAAAUGUAUAAGUGAAGCGUUUCCUCCCAAAACGCUAUAUAUCCAUUUUCAGAAAUGUUGGUAAAUGAGCUUUUAUUGUUUAAAGAAAUGUUUGGUGUGUUUUUUCACUCUCUAAUCAUGGCAUGGGGUUGUUCAAUGACAUACAUGUAUUUGUUUAAAAUCUAUUACUUGAUGGUUUCAUUUCAGAGAGACAAAUAAUGUUUUUUUGCGAAAUGCUAUAUAUCCAGCUCACUCUCAGAGACAUAAGUAGUACUGCUAGGUUUUAAACAGUCAAAUGUAAUAAAUAACUACAUUUUGAAUAAAGAACUGUAGAAAUGAUACAUUUGUGACAUCAAUAUAAAACAAAUAUAAAAAAUAAUAAUGUAAUUCAGUAAUAUGAGAUCUGUAUAUAAAACAUUUACAUUUGACAUUUUAGUCAUUUAGCAUAUGCUCUUAUCCAGAGUGAAUUACAGUAAGUGCAUUCAUCUUAAGAUAGCUAGGUGAGACAACCACAUAUCACAGUCAAAAAUACAGGAUACGAACAUUCCAUUCCAGCUAAACAAUAUAACGUUUAGCAAAAAAACAAACAUUUUCAUACACAUCUAAAAUCUAUGAAUUAAACAACUGAGAUCAGUAAUAUUUUACACAUACAUGAAGGUACCCAUAAUCAAUCAUUUCUGAUGAAAAAAUACAAAUAUGAAAUAUUGGUGGAUAUAGCGUUUUGGAAAUAAACUCUUCAAAUACGACUUUUUCCGGAUUAAUAAAAAAAAAAUGAAUUUCUGACCAAUGUCUCCUGGACUGCUAGCCCUUUGUCAUGAUACUAAUGUAACAGCUGAUGUACUCUUUUGAAAUCUGACAUCAUGUCUUGUUCUCUUAUGUUGGGCAGGGGGGCAGCUAUGACUCUGAGCUGAUGAGGGUCUUGAGAGAGCGGGACGAGAUGCAGAACAUGCUUGAUAAGUAUGAGCGCCACCUGUCAGAGAUCCAGGCCAACGUGAAAGUUCUGACUGCCGACAGAGACAAGACCAGCAUGCACUACCAGCAGGCUAGUGCCAUUCUUAAAGGAAAAAAUAACGCCAACAAAACACAUUUUGUCAGACGUUUUCUUAGCUCAGUUCCAAAUGAAUGGGAAAUCAUUUUGCGGGUAACAAUCCCAUUCCUCAUUAGGCCCAGCAGGAGAUAGCGUCGCUGCGUCGCGAGGUGCUGAAAUCCAAGUCGUCGCGCGCAGCUAAGAGCAGUGUCACCGUGUCAGCUCAGAGCAUCCUGAAGCGCGUGGAGGCGGAGAGAGACGUGGCCACGGUCGACCUCCACCGAAUGAGCACAGAGAGGGACAGUCUGAGGGAGAGACUCAAGGUCAGCGUGUUAACCAGAUUGGAUAAUAAUCUACUUCUGAGUGUUCCAGCAUGGCCAUCUAUUGACUACCAAUGAAAGUGUGUGUGUGUGUCCUGCUGAGAGAAAGUGUCUAUAUGUGUGUUGCGUGUUGUCAGAUCUCUCAGGAGACAGCCAUCAGUGAGAGGGCUCAUCUGGAGCAGAGGGUGGAGGACCUGCAGACAGCCAUUCUCACUGUGAGGAGGAGGAGAAAACCACAAUGACUAGAACAGACACAGUCUUUAAAUGUCCUCCGUUUGAAAUGGAAUGUUCAUGCUGCUAAUUGCAAUUCAUGGCGAUGCUCCUUGCUGUAGCUGGAGCAUGAGCGAGGGGACCAGAAGAGCCGUCUUGCCCUGAUGAGGGAGUCCAUGAUGGGGCUUGAGGAGGAGGUCCACACCCUGGGCAGGAAGCUGACCGCUGCUGAGGACGAACACAGCAGGACCAGGAACGAGUGUGUCAUGCUGAGGUAAGCCAGGAACCAGCACUGAUGUAUGAAGUCAUGUGGUUGGGGAGUCACUUCCUGCAUCAGCCACAUACUUGGCAUGUGUGGGAACUGUUACUUCUAUAGCGUCCAUUUAAUCCCUUUUAUAGCAUCAUUUGAAGUGUGUGCGCGCACGUGUGUGUGUGUUCAGACUGUCCAACGGUGAGACACAGAACGCCCUGAGUGACAGCCAGCGCAGACUGACCUCCCGCAUCGGAGAACUACAGAACUCCCAGGAGAGGAACAAACUGCUGGACGAGAAGAACGGUGAGGAGACAAGGUCUGUGUGUGUGUGUGUGUGUGCGUUCAUCCAUUCUUGUGUGUGUGUGUGUGUGUGUGUGUGUGUGUGUGCGCUCAUCCAUUCUUGUGUGUGUGUGUAAUAACGCUAUUCCAGAUAACCUUACCACACUGAGCCUUAUCUGUUGUGUCAGACUCUCUACUGAGGCAGGUGUCUGGUCUAAGAGAGGAGGUGAGCGGUCUACAGUCCACCAUCACUGACCUGGACCAGAGGAGAGACUCCCUGCAGGAGCAGCUGGAGAACAAGACUGACCUCCUCAAUUCAGCCCACAACCAGCUGGACGACAAAGUAAUCAACUGAACACUAACAACACACACAGCCAAUUGUACCAGAAUACCUGCCAGCAUACCUACCAGCCACUAUGUUUAGGAAGUUGAAAUGUCCACUUGGAUAUCACCUCAUGAGAUGUGACACAUUAGUCUAAUAUCAGUUAUUGAGUGAUGGUCUCUUUGUUGCCAUGUUUUUUCUUCAGGAGAAAACCAUCAGGAAUCUGAGGUUGACCAUUGAGGAUCUGGAGACAUCAGCAGAGUGAGUCUGAGUUGUCCAGUACCACAAAGCUUCACACAGCAGCAUCAGAUGCCAAGUCACCCUACCAAGGUUCACUCAGAGACACAUAUGGAUUGCACCACCUGUAUAAGUUAACCUCUAAACUCUGACCCCUGGCUGUGACCUCUCUGUUCCCCAGGAGUGUUCGUGAGGCGCUGGCAGGGCGGGAGCGGGAGCUGGAGGCUUUGAGGAGGAGGCUGGGGGAUGCGGGGGAGGAGCUGGGGGCUUUGGCCAAGGUGAAGGAUGCCACCCUAAGGGAGAAUGCUCAGCUCCGAGAGGAACUGGACAAGAGCCGUCUCAACAACCAGGUCAGAUACAGCACUCUCUGACCAAACCAGGGUCAGGAUUAUCAUUUUUAAACUUUGAAAUUAUCAACCUUUUAGGAUUCUUAAUAUUUAGGGAGGAUGGUAUGUAGCCUGGUUGCUGUCUCUGUUCAGCUAUUACAUUCCACUCCUUGUACUCCGUGUCAUUUGCCAAAUGACAGGAGUGGCAAGGAGUGGAAUGUUAGCUAAAAAGACUGGUACCCAGACUAGAUGGCAUUGGCUCAUGGUCCAGAAUAGUUUUUCAUCCCAGGUGAUUGGCUAGGGCAAACAGUAGUAGAAAACACACAUAUUAUUCAUGAUAUACCAAACCGCAUGGCCAUUAUCUCUUUAGAAUCUCACAAACACUUUGUACAAUCUAGUUUGUUUUGCUGUCCAGGCCCUGGAGCUGAAGUCUGAGGACUCUGCCCAGGAGGUGCAGGAGCUGCAGAGGAAGGUACAGGACUAUGUGUCUGACGUCUCCCGCAUCGAGAACCUGCUGUCCACCAAGGUAACCUCUGCUGGCACUGUGAAUGGAUGAUAUUUCUAUCUGUGAUCUGUUAGUUAUGUCUUGUCGAACAAACAAUCACUCAUCCAGAACAGCUAUGGCUGCGUUUACACAGGCAGCCCAAUUCUGAUAUUUAGCCCAAAUAUUGGCAAAAAAGCUGAUCUGAUUGGUCAAAAUACCUAUUAGUGAAAAAAUAAUCAGAAUAGGGCUGCCUGUGUAAACGCAGCCUUUGAGUUUCAGAUCGAUUCCUAUUUGAAAAUCUUUAUUUUUUUCUUUCCUCCUUGUGCUUACUAUAAGCGGCAAUCAACGUUUUCAGACUGGAGUUGGGUAGGGAUUGAUAGUCAAGACCUUUUAACUUGUACUGUUUCAUUGUGGAGCUAAAUAAAUAAUUCAAAUGUGUGUGUGUGUGUGUGUGUGUAUGUCCACCAGGAGCGGGAGUGCAGGGAGCACCAGGAGGCUCGGCGGCGUGGCUCGGCCCAGGCCGAGAGCUGGGAGGGGCAGGCGCGGCAGGCGGAGGGGAGCAUCAGCGAGCUGAGGCUGGAGCUGAUGACCUCGGACACGGAGAGACGCAGACUCAGGGAGAAGGUGGAGGCUCUGGAGGCCAGUCUGCAGGAGGUCGGUCCACCCUCACUGUCUCUAUCAUUAGGGAUUAUCACUGGGCACACACUGGGUCUUAUUCAUUAGGCACCAAACGGACUGAAACAGGGUGGGACAACCUGAAGUUGGCCAAUAACAAAAGCUCAUUUUAGUUUUAUGUGUAAAAGGUUUCGCAACAUGUUAACAUGUUGUGCGUAAUGAACACGACCCUGGACCCCUAUAGUUGUGUGUAUCCUAGGCGUUGUCUGCAGAGCGGAGCUGCAGCAGCCAGGUGUCCCAGCUCAACAGGAGUCUGCUGCACACUGAGGAGGAGCUGAGACAGGCCCAGGGGGAACACACCGCCACUCAGACUGACCUGGAGAAGACCAGGGAGCUCUGUGUCAAACUGGACGCCAGCAAGGAGGCUGUGAGUCAUGGAGGGGAUGGUGUGUGUGCGCAUAUGUCAGGAUGUUUAUGUUUGUGUGUGUGUAUGUUAACAGUACACUGUGUGUGUGUGCUUGUAGGUGCAGUGUGAGCUGGAUGCGUACCGCUCGGAGUUGGAGCUGCUCAGGAAGCAGCUGUCCAGUGAGCGUCUGAGCAUGAAGAGCCUGGAGUCCAUGCUGGUGGCCACCAGGGAGAAGGAGCUACACCGACAGCUCAGCUCCCAGGAGAGACACACUGAGAUCCAGCUGCUCAGGGACAAACUCACCGCGGCCGACAGCAAGGCGUAAGCAGACACUUGGUCGCUGUUGGAAGGGUUUCUGAUUUGUUUGUCUGUUUUGACAGCUUCCCUCUUUGUUUCUCUCCCUCUUUCUCUUUCAUCUAUCCAUCUCCAACUCAAUUUCCAAUUUCUCUCUCUCUCUCUCUCUCUCUCUCUCUCUCUCUCUCUCUCUCUCUCUCUCUCUCUCUCUCUCUCUCUCUCUCUCUCUCUCUCUCUCUCUCUCUCUCUCUCUCUCAGGAGCUCUCAGAGUAGGGAGGUGGCUACAUUGAGUACUCGUUCGGCACAGCUAGAGGCUGAACUGGACAUGACCAAGAGAAAGCUAUCCACUGAGCGGUUUGAGAGGUCUGUUUGCCUGUCUGUCUGUCUCUAGUUGCUUGUCGUAAAGGCUUGGCUUGUGCUUUACUCUCUCUCUCUCUCUCUCUCCUCUCUCUCUCUCUCUCUCUCUCUCUCUCGUAGGGAGAGGGCAGUGCAGGAGCUGCGUCGUCAGGGUCUGUCAUCAUCGUCCUCUGGUCUGCAUCCCUCCUCCCCUCACCAGCGUCGCUCCCUCAGCCCCAGCAGGCCCCUGUGGUCCACCCCAGACCACCUGUCCAGAGAGAGAUCCCCAGAGAGGUGGGGCCCCUCCCUGAACACCUCACAUUGAAUACAACACACAUAUAUUUCUACAUCUCACCAUGUGUGUGUGUGUGUGUGUAUGUGUGUGUGUGUGUGUGUGUGUGGUGACAGGAGCCUGGGGUUCAAGGACCUCUACGACUGA